AUGAACUGGAUGGAGAACAAUUCUCAAGCGACUGAAUUCAUUCUUGUGGGAUUAACAGACGCCACAGAGAUGCAGAUCCCUUUGUUCAUUGUCUUUACUUUAAUUUACUUCAUCACUCUGGUUGGGAACCUGGGAAUGAUCCUGUUGAUCCUGUUGGACUCUCGUCUCCACACUCCCAUGUACUUUUUUCUCAGCAACCUCUCCCUGGUGGACUGUGUUUAUUCUUCGGCUGUCACUCCCAAGGUGAUGGUGGGAUUUCUCAUAGGAGAAAACAUCAUCUCCUUCAAUGCAUGUGCUGCACAAAUGUUCUUCUUUGCAGCCUUUGCCACUAUUGAGAGUUUUCUCCUGGCCUCAAUGGCUUUCGAUCGUCAUGCAGCAGUGUGCAACCCAUUGCAUUAUACCACCACCAUGACAAGUUCUGUGUGUGCCUCAUUGGUCACUGGAUGCUACAUAUGUGGACUCUUGCAAUCUUCUAUCCAUGUUGGCUUUACUUUCCACCUCUCCUUCUGUCGUUCCAAUGUGGUUAAUCACUUUUUCUGUGACAUUCCUGCACUGUUAUCCCUCUCUUGCUCUGACAUCGCCACAAAUGAGAUUGUACUUUUCACAUUGGCAGCUUUCAAUGUCCUUUUCACUCUCUUUGUAAUCUUGAGCUCUUACCUCUUCAUUUUUCUUGCUAUCCUGAGAAUGCACUCAGCUGAAGGAAGAAAGAAGGCCUUCUCCACUUGUGCUUCCCACCUAACCACUGUUUCCAUCUUCUAUGGGACAAUCAUUUUCAUGUACUUACAACCCAAUUCCAGCCAUUCCAUGGACACAGACAAAAUGGCGUCUGUAUUCUAUACUAUGGUCAUCCCCAUGCUAAACCCUGUGGUCUACAGCCUGAGAAACAAAGAAGUCAAGAGUGCAUUCAGUAAGGUAUAUGGAAAAGCAAUGUUCUCAUUGGGCUCAGCCUUUUAA
Messenger RNA from Suncus etruscus (white-toothed pygmy shrew), 954 nucleotides. Its product is annotated as olfactory receptor 5B12-like. Gene Ontology annotation, biological process: G protein-coupled receptor signaling pathway; sensory perception of smell. The transcript has a single exon. Gene Ontology annotation, molecular function: olfactory receptor activity; odorant binding; G protein-coupled receptor activity. Bases 1 to 954 code for a protein of 317 amino acids. Gene Ontology annotation, cellular component: membrane. The record is from RefSeq and is a predicted model, not a curated record. NCBI's taxonomy places the organism in Eukaryota, Metazoa, Chordata, Mammalia, Eulipotyphla, Soricidae.